UUAUGCUAAUAGUACUAAUAGUAUUAAUAGUAUUGAUAGUAUUAAUAGUGCUAAUAGUGCUAACAAUAUUAAUGAUACUAAUAAUAUUAAUGAUGUUAACAAUUCUGAUAGUGUUAACAGUAUUAAUAGUACUGAUAAUAUUACUAGUACUGAUAAUGCUAAUAUUGGAGAGGAUCCUAUAAAAUAA
This is a messenger RNA of Funneliformis mosseae, 187 nucleotides long. The record is from the annotation of a GenBank genome assembly. Lineage: Eukaryota; Fungi; Glomeromycota; Glomeromycetes; Glomerales; Glomeraceae.